CCCUGACCCCCCUCCUGCACCGUGUCUUUGCCACCGCAGAGCUCGCAGAGGAGGGAUCGUCCGGACCCCCGGCGCCCCCCACCCCGGUCCGGCCCGGGAUGCUGCGCGGUGCUGAGCACUGAGGGGCACCAUGGGGUGCGCGGCGUAGCCCCCCGCCGUGGCCCCCCCGGCCGUGGCCCCCCCACCGUGGCCCCCGCGUGGCGCCGGAGCCCCCCCGGUCGGUGCUGAGCGCUCCUUGAUGGAAUUGCGGUGAAUGGAACAGAAGCCCAGCACCCUGGACCCGCUGUCGGAGCCAGAGGACACCCGGUGGCUGGAUGGGAAGCGCAAAAGAAAGAGCAGCCAAUGUUUGGUGAAGAGCAGCAUGUCAGGGUACAUCCCUAGUUACCUGGACAAAGAUGAACAGUGCGUGGUGUGCGGGGACAAGGCCACCGGCUACCACUACCGCUGCAUCACCUGCGAGGGCUGCAAGGGAUUUUUCCGUCGGACCAUCCAGAAGAACCUGCACCCCACCUACUCCUGCAAGUACGAUGGGUGCUGUGUCAUCGACAAGAUCACCCGCAACCAGUGCCAGCUCUGYCGCUUCAAGAAGUGCAUCUCCGUGGGCAUGGCCAUGGACCUGGUGCUGGAUGACUCCAAGCGGGUAGCCAAGCGGAAGCUGAUCGAGGAGAACCGGGAGCGGCGGCGGAAGGAGGAGAUGAUCAAGUCCCUGCAGCAUCGCCCCAACCCCAGCGCCGAGGAAUGGGAGCUGAUCCACGUCGUGACGGAAGCCCACCGCAGCACCAACGCCCAGGGCAGCCACUGGAAGCAGAAGCGGAAAUUCCUGCCUGAGGACAUCGGCCAGUCCCCCAUGGCCUCCAUGCCCGACGGGGACAAAGUCGACCUGGAGGCGUUCAGCGAGUUUACAAAAAUCAUCACCCCGGCCAUCACCCGCGUGGUCGACUUUGCCAAAAAACUGCCCAUGUUUUCAGAGCUGCCUUGCGAGGACCAGAUCAUCCUGCUGAAGGGGUGCUGCAUGGAGAUCAUGUCGCUGCGGGCGGCCGUGCGCUACGACCCCGAGAGCGAGACGCUGACGCUGAGCGGGGAGAUGGCGGUGAAACGCGAGCAGCUCAAGAACGGCGGCCUCGGCGUCGUCUCCGAUGCCAUCUUCGACCUGGGCAAGUCCCUCUCUGCCUUCAACCUGGAUGACACCGAGGUGGCCCUGCUCCAGGCCGUGCUGCUCAUGUCCUCAGGUGUGUGCGUGCACGGGCGGUGGGGGAAUGGGGCGCCCGGCUCGGGGCGGGGGGGUCCCGGCACGGGGGUCCCGGYWCGGGGGUCCCSGCUYGGGGGUCCCGGCGGCACCGGCUGCGGGCGGUGCAAUAGGAGCCGAACAUUAACGCCCGCACCGGGGUGGGGGGCGCAGGACUCGGGGGGGUCACCCCCCAGCCCCGACAGCACCGGCCCCACCCAACACGUGCCUUCGGGCCACGGGCGGGGCCGCGGCACCGGGGUGAUGCCCCCCUCCAGUUCCCGUGCCCGGUGGUGCCGUGACCGUGCCGGUGCUGUGGCCACWCUCGCUGGCGUUGUGGCCGUGUCACGUCGGUGCCACCGCAAGGCGCGCUUUGGUGCAACGCCGGUGCCACGGCCACGCGUGUCGGUGCCGCGGCAAACCCCCCCCGGUUGGUGCAAUGCCGGUGCCGUGUCGUUGCGGUGCCGGUGCCGCGUCCCCGCGCGUCCCCCGCGCUCACUCCGUGGUGGCGCCGCGCGCUCCCGUCGCGACACGGCAGCGCCGUCGYGGGACGUGUCUUACUUAAAUCAGCCCCCGUGA
This is a messenger RNA of Malurus melanocephalus (red-backed fairy wren), 1804 nucleotides long. It is a transcript of the gene THRA, whose product is annotated as thyroid hormone receptor alpha. The coding region runs from base 254 to 1804 and encodes 516 amino acids. The transcript has 9 exons. The record is from RefSeq and is a predicted model, not a curated record. Gene Ontology annotation, molecular function: nuclear receptor activity; zinc ion binding; RNA polymerase II cis-regulatory region sequence-specific DNA binding. NCBI's taxonomy places the organism in Eukaryota, Metazoa, Chordata, Aves, Passeriformes, Maluridae. Gene Ontology annotation, biological process: thyroid hormone receptor signaling pathway; negative regulation of transcription by RNA polymerase II; cell differentiation.